CAGCUAACCAUUUUCAUUAUUAGCUCUUUCGAUUUCGAACAGUUUCUUCAGUUUCUCGCACAGCGACAACGAAUUUUCCAAAAUGAUGAAGUUAGCGGUUUUCGCAUUCCUUUUUGGCGCUGCUGUCGCAUCAUUAGUACCAGUAGACGUCAUCCCUCAUUACAGUUAUCAUGGUCUAGCAGGAAGUGGUAUCAGCUCUCGCUAUUUCCGAAAAGCCCAACCCCUAGGUUAUGGAAUUGCUGGUUUAGGAUAUGGUUACAACACCUUAGGUGGCCUCAGCUACGGCUUAAAUAGUGUUGGUAGACUGGGAUAUGGCUACAACUCUCUUAAUGGACUUGGAUACGGAGUUAACAACCUUGGCGGUCUUGGAUAUGGCUACAACAACCUCGGUUAUGGAUACUCCGGUCUUGGACUCCGUAACUAUGGAUUAGGUGGAUUGGGAUAUGCAAAUUUUCUCCUUUAAAAAUGUUAUUUCUUAGGACGUUCUUCCCAGCUGAAUUUCGAUGACAGCUAAGAAGAUGGCUAAUGAUCUAAGAAGAAUUUAGAACUGCUGUUGACCUGAACUUUCAUUUCUAGAAAAUAUUUCCUUCAUUUCUAUUCCAGUAAAUGUACUUUUCCACAGAGAACUGCCAAAUAAAUUGUUUGAAACUUA
This is a messenger RNA of Stegodyphus dumicola, 652 nucleotides long. RefSeq lists its product as uncharacterized. The record is from RefSeq and is a predicted model, not a curated record. Lineage: Eukaryota; Metazoa; Arthropoda; Arachnida; Araneae; Eresidae.